AUGCAGAAGCAAGAGGAGAGAAGUAGCAGCAAUUGGCGCGGCGGCGGCGAACAUGACCAAGAGAUACAAGUGCAGAAGGCAUCAGAUGAGGAAACGCGAUCUCAUCCUCCUCUGAUGGCGCUGAACCAUGUAUCCCGACUGUGCAGGGAUGUUCAGAAAUCGCUCGAUUUCUACACCAAAGUCCUUGGGAUGGUGUUGAUUGAGAGGCCGGAGGCUUUUAAGUUCGAUGGAGCGUGGCUCUACAAUUACGGCGUUGGGAUUCACUUGGUACAGGCUACAGACGAAGAUAGGUUGCCUGACAAAGACCGCGGCCUCGAUCCCAUGGAUAACCACAUCUCUUUCCAGUGUGAAGACAUGGAAGCUAUGGAAAGGAGACUGAAGGAGUUCAAUGUGGAGUACCUGAAGAGGACGAUAGAGGAAGAGAAUGGGACCAAGAUAGACCAAAUGUUCUUUGACGAUCCCGAUGGGUUCAUGAUCGAGAUAUGCAACUGCGAGAACCUGAAGCUUGUCCCUGCUGGCUCCUUGGCCAAAAUUAGGAUCCCCUUCGACCGACACACCCCUCCUCUUGACCUCAACGGCGGCCGUGGUCAUCGCCAACACGAGCACGCGGAUUAA
This is a messenger RNA of Linum tenue, 615 nucleotides long. The record is from the annotation of a GenBank genome assembly. Lineage: Eukaryota; Viridiplantae; Streptophyta; Magnoliopsida; Malpighiales; Linaceae.